Mya arenaria is the source of this 1400-nucleotide messenger RNA. RefSeq names its product THO complex subunit 6 homolog. Lineage: Eukaryota; Metazoa; Mollusca; Bivalvia; Myida; Myidae. Gene Ontology annotation, cellular component: transcription export complex; THO complex. Gene Ontology annotation, molecular function: protein binding. Bases 28 to 1044 code for a protein of 338 amino acids. The record is from RefSeq and is a predicted model, not a curated record. The transcript has 13 exons. Gene Ontology annotation, biological process: mRNA export from nucleus.
CUCAGAAACGCUACCGGUUAGAAAAAAAUGACGGGAACUGACAGAUCAAAAAGGCAGCUUUUGCACACAACUGUAUUUGCACAGUGUUUUUCCCCUUGUGGGAAAUAUCUGGUAGCUGCAAAUAACUACGGACAAAUAGCAGUUUACAGUAUUGUGGCUGCACUGUCCCCAAAUGCGGAUGAAGAAACAAGAAAACCUAUAUAUAGCUUUGAUGGUCUGUCCAAAGGAAAACCAGUAUACUGUCUUCUAUCAACUGAUACACAUCUAAUAAGUGCUGGAAAUGGCGAUAUCGUUGCAUGGGGUUGGUCAGAAAUACUAGAUAAGGCAGCAAAGGUAGCAUGGACCUUGCAGUUACCGAAACUACAAAUGUAUACAGAUCCUGAGGUCAACACAAUAGCACUCAAUAAACAGGAUACAGGGACAGAGCUGCUGGCUGGAUGUGGCGAUAACAAUGUACAUAUCUGGGACAUUGAAUCUGGCAACCUCACUAGUACAUUGAGCGGGCACAAGGACUACAUACAUUGCUUGUGCACAAAGAAUGCUGGGCGGGAAUGUGUGACCGCCUCUGAAGAUGGUACUGUAAGGAUCUGGGAUUGCAGACAGGGAGGGGAGGCUGUACAAAUCCUUGAUCCGAGUUCCCAUGAGGCAACUGCGAGACCAAGCCUGGGAAAGUGGGUCGCCUGUGUCACAUGUGAUGUCAAUGAGGACUGGUUGGUAUGUGGAGGGGCCCCUCACCUGUCAGCCUGGCAUCUCCGCUCCCUCAGUCCCAUGACCACAUACAACAGCCCAGGGGCCACACACAACUUCGCCAUGUAUCAUGAAGAUCUGCUAUUAUCAGGCGGCAGCAGCCCUUAUGUGAACCAUUGGUUUGUGAAUGGUGACAGGAAAUCUCAGGUGCCAUGUUCUGCCACCAGCGUGUUCAGCGUUGCCAUUAAUUCAAAAUCAGAAUGUAACAAGGUCCUCAGUGUAGCUGGUAGCAGUUCCAAGAUCGACAUUUGCACAAACUUUGGAUACAAAGCAUUUUCACUGGUUUUUGAUGUCUGAAAGAAAUAAUCUUUGAAUUUUACUAAUACCUUGAAAAAUUGUAUUGAUGAAAGAAGUUAUUAGUCUUUGUAACAGUUGCAUUUAUAUAGCAUAAGAUAUAAAGCUUGCAAUGCUUCAGUGUAUGACAUUAUCAGAGGUUAUAGUUUAUCAUUGUAACAUGUAUGAAUGAAAAAAAUGGAAAACCUAUUCACGUAUGGCCUACAGUUGAUCAAUCAUGAAAAGUUGUCAAAUAUCGUCACAUAUGAACAUCACAUGUAUAUCACAGGGUAUUCAGUGAUUUUCAGCUGAUGAACAAAUGUUCAUCCAAUAAUUUGUAUUCAUAGAUUUAAUAAAUCUGAAAGAGUUUAUUAAAUAUU